Messenger RNA from Caenorhabditis briggsae, 855 nucleotides. It is a transcript of the gene Cbr-ostd-1, whose product is annotated as Protein CBR-OSTD-1. The coding region runs from base 1 to 855 and encodes 284 amino acids. NCBI's taxonomy places the organism in Eukaryota, Metazoa, Nematoda, Chromadorea, Rhabditida, Rhabditidae. The record is from RefSeq and is a predicted model, not a curated record. Gene Ontology annotation, biological process: protein N-linked glycosylation. Gene Ontology annotation, cellular component: oligosaccharyltransferase complex; membrane. The transcript has 5 exons.
AUGUUAAUUGUUCGUCAAAUUUCUUCUCGCCUCGGCGCAAUUUGGGCCGUGGCUCUUGCCGUCAGCGAAGAUGUUACAGUUAACAACUUCAAAGUGGGAAUUUUAGCCAAAGAUCAACAACCAGAUGCGGAGAACUUGAAAACUGUCGCCAUCUUCUCCAAACUCUCCUCUGGUCUUACUGCUGACGCUUCUCAACGCCUCUACGUCUCCUUCAACGUUGUCAAGAAAGCAGAUAACGCGAAAGUGAAGCCACAACAAGUAUUCCUCCGAUUCGUCGCUCCUUCUGGUGAAGACGUGGUGCUCGUCGUGAAUCCAGAUGCUAACGGAAAUUACAUUUACGACUCUGUCCUCCGUACCGCCGCCAAAUCCUUCCGCAAUUUGAGUGGACAGUUCAAGAUCAGUCUUUUGGUUGGAGAUGUCACCAUCAAGAACUCAAUCAACUGGCAGUUUGCUGACAUUGACGCCGCUCUCCCAACUGCUUACGAGCCAACACCAAAGUCGCAGCAAGUGCGUUAUGAGCCAAUGGAGGAGAUCACCCACGUUUUCCGUCAACCAGAGAAGCGUCCACCAGCCUUGAUUUCCGAUUUGUUCACUAUUAUCGUUCUGGUUCCAUUUGUUAUUCUAUUCACCUUGUGGGCUCGAAUUGGAAUCAACUUACAAAACGCUCCAGCCUCUGCAUUCGUUCCAAUCUUCCAUAUUGGUCUCGCCGGAAUCUUCGGGCUCUACAUUCUUUUCUGGAUUCAAUUCGAUAUGUUCGAAACUCUCAAAUAUCUCUCGGUCCUCGGAUUCCUCACAUUUGUCGCCGGAAACCGAGUGCUCCGAGCCAUCGCGGAAGCAAAACAAAAGUCCGAAUAG